Molecule: messenger RNA, 825 nt
Organism: Caenorhabditis briggsae
Lineage: Eukaryota; Metazoa; Nematoda; Chromadorea; Rhabditida; Rhabditidae
Gene: Cbr-pqn-24
Product: Protein CBR-PQN-24
Exons: 6
Coding region: 1-825 (274 amino acids)
Source: RefSeq, a predicted model, not a curated record
AUGAUUAUAAAACUAUUGAUUCUAGCCUGUUUGGCGUUGGGAACAGUCUAUACACUGACUUGUUACAAUGGAAGUAAAAUGUUGGCAAUGCAAAGUGUUGGAGAGACAACUGAGGAAUGUCCAGACUCUUCGUACUGUUAUAAUAUGUCGACAACUGCCUAUGUUAUGUUAAACAUGGUCAAGGCUGGAUGUUCCAGAUGGAGAUGUAUGUUAGCCAAAGACACUUGCAUUUUCACAACAUUCCAAAUGGUACCCGUCAGUUUGUGUUGCUGCAGUUAUGAUAGAUGUAACGUUGGCGGAAAUCCAGUCUACUCGGAUAACCCGAAACAGAUUCAAGGCGGCGGUGGAUCCAACUGGAAUAACAAUAAUGGAGCCAGUGGUGGAUCAUGGGGAAAUGGAAACAGUAACAAUAAUAAUAAUGGAGGACAAAAUAAUAAUGGAUGGGGAAAUAAUAAUGACUGGAGCAGCAAUUACAACUAUGGAGGUCAGAACUCAGCGAAAGAGGAGACUAUGAUCAAAAAAACUGCCGAAGACUCGCAAAGCAAGAAAAAAUGGACGAAUAAAGAAGUGGAGGAUAUGUGGAAGAAGUCGAUUGACGAUCGUGGAGACGAGAUUCAAUUGGAAGAUGAUUUUAAGAAAAUCGAUAAAAAUUACAAAACCCAAUCUGUGCCUCAACAAGCGCCAAGAACCCUCUCAGCGAGAAAAGAAGUAGAACAUAUUCCGUUGGGAGCUGGAAAGGCUGGAAGUGCUGGAAGUGCUAAGUCAACUACCUCCUCUUCCUCAUCGUCUGGAAAAGCUGGAAACGCUGGAGAGAUUAAUAUUUGA